Cetraspora pellucida is the source of this 1806-nucleotide messenger RNA. NCBI's taxonomy places the organism in Eukaryota, Fungi, Glomeromycota, Glomeromycetes, Diversisporales, Gigasporaceae. The record is from the annotation of a GenBank genome assembly.
AUGACCAAACCUCAGUCUUUACUUACACCUGAAAUUGAACAACAACUUAGCUAUCCAAAGUACUGGGAAAAGGAUUCCACAUUAUGGGGAAGUGUAGCGGAUUGGGAUCUUUAUUUUAUCAAUGAAAUGCCUGGCUUGUCAUGCGAUGCAUCACAUAAAACACUAGCGAGUGAACUCGAAAUACUUCUUAAGCACUUUUCUGAAAAUAGUCGUGAAUGGUGCAAAGCAAAAGCGAUUAGGAAACAACUGAAGCAAAGAAUCCCCGGCAAUACUAUUACCUCGGCGAUUUGGAAGGAGAAUCAAGAAGCAAUACUACGGGCUACAGUCGAAAAUAAGAUUAAUGAAAGUAUUAAUAAGCGUAAAAUCGAAGAUGUAGCGAGGAAUGUUACAAGUGCAACAGCAAAAGUUUGUUACACACUGAGUAGUUACGAGAUCCCAAAACGUACUCGAAUAGAUUACAAAGACUUAUAUUAUAAUGUCGAAGACAGUAACGAUGAGGAGGAUAUAGACCUUCCGGAGCAAUCGACUAGUGAAACAUCACCUGUGCAAUCAACCAGCAAAACAUCAUCUGUGCAAUUGACCAGUAAAACAUCACCUAUACAAUCGACUAGUGAACCAUCAUCUAUACAAUCGCAAUCAACUAAUGAAACAUCACCUAUCAAGGAUUGCCUGAAACAAUUCGAAGAAGCAUACUUGGAGUUAGAUCUCAAUCAUAUGUGGUUGCUAAAAAGUGGUCGUAAAGUAGAAGAAGUUAUUUAUAAAUUCGCCAGAAAUCUUCCUGAAGAGUCAUAUUUACACUCAUUCAUAAUCAACGAUAUUGAUGUGAUCACCAAAUCACUAUUUUCGAAUGAGGAGUGGAAGGAAAUCACAACUUCAGUAGUUAAGGAUAAACCAAAACUUGGGAAUCCUCUUAUAAACCUACUAAAAAAAUACACCGUUGAUAAUGUUGAAAGACUACGGGAUGUUCUUUUCGAACCAUUUAUACCAGAUGGAUGCAAAUAUGAUCGAAAACAACAUUUUGAUCUUGAUUUUGUUAAUAGUGCAUAUCGAGGACUUCUACGUUUGUGGGAAAUGGAAGAAAACCCUAUUACUGACUCUUUAUUAGAAGGCUGGUAUGAAAUGAAUAUGUGGAGUCGAAUAAUUGACCCAGCUUUUGACAAUCUCAAUAUUGAUUUAGUGCGUGGUGAGGGUAUGAGUCAUGCAUCAAGUGAUAGGAAAAAUCUUACCAGGGCAACAAGUGAUCGUAAAAAGCUUGGUCGAAAAGGUGAUGGUGUGUUCAGAUUACGUAAGGAUCGUUUAGAAUUUGGUGCUAUAGAAGCAGGUAGAAAAUGGGAAGGAAAUAGUGGAACUAAACAUAUGACAGAUUCGUUAAAAAUCUGUAAAAUGUUAAAAGAUAUGUUAAACCAGCUUGCCAUUGAGUGUGAUAUGAAUGAAGAUCUCGUGAGGAAAUUACAAGUAGUCGGAAUACUUAACGGAGCAAACAGAAUUCAGGUAAUGAUAGUCGACCUUCCUAAGGGAUACAUUACUCGUAUUCAACGCAGAAAGGUCUAUGAAAUUGCUGGCCGUCUGUCAAAAUCUAAACCGCUUGCUUUUGCUCUAAAAGAAAUACUUUGUGCGAAAUCUAUUAUCAUGCAGACGUUCGAUAUAAUAAACAAGAAAGACGAUGUUGAUCUCGAGAAUUUUCUUGACGAUUCUGAUGAUCAAGAUGGAUAUCACACACCUCCUAGGACCAUUGUAUCAAAGACAUUUGUGACUCCAAAGAAAGAGGGUAUUAAAGAUGUGAUUAAUGAAAAUAAAAAGAAGUAA